Chionomys nivalis (European snow vole) is the source of this 2397-nucleotide messenger RNA. It is a transcript of the gene Nipa2, whose product is annotated as NIPA magnesium transporter 2. Gene Ontology annotation, molecular function: magnesium ion transmembrane transporter activity. Lineage: Eukaryota; Metazoa; Chordata; Mammalia; Rodentia; Cricetidae. The record is from RefSeq and is a predicted model, not a curated record. Gene Ontology annotation, biological process: magnesium ion transport. Bases 660 to 1739 code for a protein of 359 amino acids. Gene Ontology annotation, cellular component: membrane. The transcript is spliced from 7 exons.
UGACGUCACUAAGCUGCGUCCCGGGGCUCGGCGGCAGCUGGGGUGCUGUCGGCCGUGCCGCCGAAGGCUGUCCGAGGUAGGCUGCUUUUGGCUCCCAUGGAGGAGGCGGCGCUCGCUGCGGUUCCGGAUGCACGGACUUCCUGCGGGACGACGGCGGAGGCGGGUGCCGAGUGCGCGCAGGAGCGAGCUGCCUGCCUGGGUGUGUGAGCGGGCACCCGGGUCGCCCGCUGGCCUGCGACAGCGCUAAGGUAGCUACUUCCUGUGAGCCAGCUCCCGGGCCGUCUGCGGGCGGAGAGAGGCCCCAGGGCCGACUUUGCUUUUGGCGUGUUGUGAGGUGGAUGCAGCGAUCCGCAGUGAGGAAGUCCGUGGUGAGUCGGAUUGCAGUUCAGUCCGGCGGAAGUCUGGCUGGAUGGCCCUGUCCCGUCGCAUGCUCGAUAAGUUCUGUUAGGGUGGAACUACUUUGCCAUGCUUAAGUACUUUAAAUGGGAAUAAAGGAUAGCAUUUCCAGGAAAAUGAGAAUGAACAAAUCAUCUCUGCUUUUAAAAAGAAAGACCAUGUUAAGCUCACAUAUCUGAAGACUGCACCAUCCUGCCUCCAGCACAAGCAGCUUCUCUGUUUCGUGAUCAAUGUCACUCACAGGAACUUAAGGAGCAUACGAAAUGAGCCUGGGGCGUGGAAAAUAUGACUUUUAUAUUGGUCUGGGAUUGGCUAUGACCUCCAGCAUCUUCAUUGGAGGGAGUUUCAUUUUGAAAAAAAAAGGCCUUCUGCGACUUGCCAGAAAGGGCUCCAUGAGAGCAGGUCAAGGUGGCCAUGCAUAUCUUAAAGAAUGGUUGUGGUGGGCUGGACUGCUAUCAAUGGGAGCUGGGGAAGUGGCCAACUUUGCUGCAUAUGCGUUUGCUCCAGCCACACUGGUGACUCCACUGGGUGCUCUCAGUGUCCUUGUAAGUGCCAUUCUGUCUUCAUACUUCCUAAAUGAAAGGCUUAAUCUUCAUGGGAAAAUUGGGUGUUUGCUGAGUAUUCUAGGCUCUACAGUGAUGGUCAUUCAUGCCCCGAAGGAAGAGGAGAUUGAGACCUUAAAUGAAAUGUCCCAUAAGUUAGGUGAUCCAGGUUUCGUGGUCUUUGCAACAUUUGUGGUCAUUGUGGCCUUGAUAUUCAUCUUUGUGGUGGGACCUCGACACGGACAGACAAACAUUCUUGUGUAUAUAACAAUCUGCUCUGUGAUUGGAGCAUUUUCAGUCUCCUGUGUGAAGGGUUUGGGCAUUGCCAUCAAAGAGUUGUUGGCCGGCAAGCCUGUUCUGCAGCACCCCCUGGCCUGGAUCCUCCUGCUCAGCCUUGUGGUCUGUGUGAGCACACAGAUUAAUUAUCUCAACCGGGCUCUGGACAUUUUCAACACUUCCAUUGUGACGCCGAUAUAUUACGUGUUCUUUACAACUUCAGUUCUGACUUGUUCAGCUAUUCUUUUUAAAGAGUGGCAAGAUAUGCCUGCUGAUGAUGUCAUUGGGACUUUGAGUGGCUUCUUCACAAUCAUCGUGGGGAUAUUUUUGUUGCAUGCCUUUAAAGAUGUCAGUUUUAGUCUAGCAAGUCUGCCUGUAUCUUUUCGAAAAGAUGAAAAGACAAUGAAUGGCAAUCUUUCUAGUAUGUAUGAAGUUCUUAAUAAUAAUGAAGAAGACUUACCCUGUGGAAUUGAACAUACUAGUGAAAAUAUCUCCCGUAGAAAUGGAAAUCUGGCAUCUUUUUAGGGAUAAGAUUGAAAAGUUAACCUAUAAUUCUGUUAUAGUGAUUUUUGAGUAUCAGAAUGUAUCUGAAAAAAAUUGUCCUCAAAUAAUGUUCUCGGAAGACAAUCUUUUUAAAUUAGUUUUCACUAAUUUGGAUCAAGAAAAUUACUUUUCUUAUAUUUCAAGAAUGGUAGCUCACUAAAAUGACCUCGGCACAUGGCUAAUUUCUAAUAACACUGCAUUGUUGUAAAAGCAUUUCACGUUUUUACCCAUUCUCCAGAGCUCUAAUGCACUAAUGAUAACAUUAAGCCUAUAAAGAUGCUUUUAUCUUUUCAUUGGUGAUGAACAUGAAAAUGUACAUUUGUGAUCCCCAGCCCAUCAAUCUCUCAUCAUACUAAGGCUCUUGGAUUAUAAAUAUGAUUCGUCACCCACACAUGGGGUUUCCACGGGAGUUUGCCAGCCUCCUGUGGAAAGCACCGCAAUGCUGUCAGUCAGCACUGCCUGCCUCCGCAGCCACCAGAGCUCCAUGUCAUGUUCACAGUGGACUGUAGCGUCCUUCAGCCCUCCUAACAACUCUGGGAUGUUGACGAAGACUUGUGCGGUCUCUUCAAUUUAGAAACCUGUGCUUGGCUAAAAUGACAAGUUGGAACAAAGCCCUUAUUCUGAUUCCAGAUGCUUAGAU